Molecule: messenger RNA, 330 nt
Organism: Penicillium daleae
Lineage: Eukaryota; Fungi; Ascomycota; Eurotiomycetes; Eurotiales; Aspergillaceae
Product: CVNH domain-containing protein
Exons: 2
Coding region: 1-330 (109 amino acids)
Source: RefSeq, a predicted model, not a curated record
AUGAGUUUCCACGCCUCUGCUACAAACAUCGAGCUAGAAGAUGGCCACAUCCUCAAAGCCACUCUCUACAACGGCGAGGGCGAGGAAGUCGAGUCAGUGCUGGACCUGAAUGAAAUCAUCGGUAACAACAACGGAUCAUUUGAAUGGGGAGGCGAGAACUUCCAAGAUAGCGCUGAGGACAUUGAGAUCUGCAGCGAGGACAGAGAUGAUGGCGAGGCAAUUCCCGUUCUCCGAGCCAGUUUGGGCAACCUGGAUGGAGAGAAUGUGUCUGCAGACAUCAACUUGGCUGAGCGGAUCACCAACGAGGAUGGCCAUCUGAGGUUCAAUUAG